CGCCACCCUCGCAGACGAUGUUUCUCUGCAGGAGAGAAUAAUGAUCUAAUUCAACACAGCAGUAAAAAAAAAAAAAAAAUGUAAUGGCGAUGCUGUAUGUUAUUUAAAGAGCCGAGAGAACUGAUGUUUUAAAGUGCGGAAAAUUCGAUGACCUUCACAUUAACAGGAUUUUUUCCUCAAAAGUAGGAUUUUUAAAGAUUAUAUCAGAAGCAAAGACUUCUCUGCGAGGAAGAAUGGUCUUCAUGAUUAAACUUCCGCCUGCUUUAGCAAUGUCCCCUCCUACGGAGAACCCUGGGAAAGAUGAUCGAAUAUCUCUUCUAAAAAGUCUUCAUCGUCCAUAUGGUCAAAUGGAUAAUGGUGCGUCUCAAUACGGACAAGAAUCAUCCUCGCAUCACCACUGCGGUCAUCAAGCUUAUCAGCACAAUUCUUCAUUCAGCCAACUAGAUUCAGAUAGAGUUUUCUGCUUAAGGCAACAAUUUCUUUUGGCUGUAGCAGUCAUUGUUGUCACAGGAUUAGUAGUUUUCGUAAUGUUCAUAACCACAUUUAGGCAAGUACCAGCCGAAGACUCAUUCUUAAAGAUCGAUACAUCCUUGGUAAACCAAGAAGUUUCCUCAUCACAUGGCGAAGUGGCCGUCAAAACCAGCUGUGGCCACGUCAUCGGAAAGUCGGACGAUGGAGCCUACGUAUUCAAAGGGAUAGCCUAUGCGAAGCCUCCAGUGGGUUCCUUGAGGUGGAGAAAACCUGUGCCUUUGAUUGUGGAUAACACAUGGUGCGAAGAACACCACACUCAAGAAGCCUUUACUUUUGGUUCCAAGUGUUUCCAACUAAACCCUUACACGAAGCACUAUGAAGGCAGCGAAGAUUGCCUGUAUCUCAACGUCUGGACUCCUUCCCUUGACUCUUCGAGAGGAGGUUUAGAAGUAAUGGUGUGGAUUCAUGGUGGAUUUCUUCAAUUUGGGAACGGAAACGAGCCCGGCUUCAGCCCAACUCCAAAACUCGCUCAAAAACUAGGAAUGGUGUUUGUUUCUAUGAACUACAGGUUGUACACACUUGGGUUUAUGGCUUUGGAUUUAUUAUCGGAUAACAUCAUGACUGACUCCCGAGGAAACUACGGCUUGUGGGAUCAGCUAUGUGCGCUGCAAUGGGUAAAGGACAACAUUAAAAAUUUUGGAGGAAAUCCGAGAAAGGUAACCCUAUUCGGACCUGAUGCUGGUGCUGCAAGUAUUAUGGCUUUAAUGGCUUCUCCCAAAGCCCAAGGCCUCUUUAGAUCAAGUUGGCUUGUUGGACCAACAAUGGUUUUUAAUCGGAGUUUUGAAGAAGUUAAUGUUCACAACAGAGGAUCGUUCGUUCCGAGAACGUUAUGUAAAGAUGCAACGUGUCUAAGGAUGAGUCCUGCUCAAGAUGCCAUAGCAGCUCAACUGGGAAAAGACGAUGCUUCUUUUAGGAUACGUGAUCAAAACGAUUUACCCAUUCAAGGCAUUUUUCCAGAACAGCUCAUUGUGAUGGAUGGGGAGCUUUUAAAAAUUCCACCAUCUUCAGCAUUUAAGGAUGAUGACAUCAAAAGUAUCCCUUUGCUAAUAGGAUCUGCCGCACAAGCUGUGGAUUUUUGGCCUGGUCCAGAUGAUCUAUCAACGUGGACAUGGAAUCAGUACAAGAAAUACGUAACUACAAGCUUAGACAGUUUUGGCUUACAAGUGAGCCAAUUGGCAUUGCAAAUUUACAAUGGAACAUCAUCACAUACAAAAAAUCCUGGUUUUACUGCGGAAUAUCUGUAUACUACUAUGGUAUCUGACAUUCGACAGUCCUGCCCUGUUAGCAGAUUGGCAAACCAGUUUGCAAUGCUUUCCCGAGCUCCAGUCUACCGAUACACACUAACGGAAAGACCAUCCAGUCCGGUAAAACUAUACAACUACACUGCCAAAUACAGCUUCCACCUGUGGGACAUCAUAGCAUUUUUUGGAAGCAUGGACUACUUCCUUCCUGAAGUACAGCCAGGAGAUUUGGAAUUUAGUGAAACUGUGCAAAAAAUGGCAUCCAUAUUUGUAAAGUCUGGUGGAGAAAGUACCGGUGACAGCGAAUGGAAAAGAUUUCCAAAGAAAAUGGCCAACUUGGCAAGGAAAAUCACCUUUUCGAGCAUAAACAAAACAGAAUGUAAAUUUUGGUCUGAAAGCAAGUUGGAUAUCUAUGCCUGGGUGAGCUAAAACUUUCUUCAAAAAGAGAAUGUUCCCGGAUCCCAGAUCGGAAUCUUUUUUAUUCGCCAAUACUGUAAUAAUUUCUAUAUCGUGCCAAACUGAAAAAUAAAAAGUAAAAAAAAAGAAUGAAAAAAGAAAUGAACUGAUACAACAACUGCAUCAAAGAAAAAAAAAGGCAAAAUAAAUAUUUAAAAGAUGAUGUUGAGUGUUUCGAACAUUUUGUCAUUCAACAUGCUUUUAAAUGUACAUAAGAUUUGAAUCUUUUCUUUCGCAUAAAAUGUGCUAAAUGUAUUCUGAUUUAAGACUCCUACAUUAAGAACUAUUUUGUUUCAAAUAUACAGACUAGAUGAAAAAUUAUGUAUUUCAGUUUCAACUUCUUUCCAUUGGAAAGAAAUAUUUCUUAUGAGUUUAUGUUUCAUGAAAAUACUUUCCUGAAUCAUGUUGAAAAAUACAGUGGAAGCUCUCAUUGAUAAAAAUUUACAGAAAGAGAUUAUGUUUAGAAAAAUUUUAACAUCAAUAAACACGGUGCUAUCUAAAGCAGCAUUCAUAUGGAGCUUUUCUAUAGCAGAAAAAUCUUGGUUUAAACCACUUUCCGUUUUUUUUUCCAGGGAAAAUGUAUAUUUUUCCCCCUCCCGCUUCUUUCUAAACUCUAGAGAAAAUCUUGUUUUUUUUUUCCCCAGAUUGCACCUUGCGACACGAAUUUGCUUACUUGCUGUGGGUAGCAGCUAAGGGUGCUUGGUGAAACCGCUUUCUCGGGUACAACCUUUCAAAGCAGGAAUUAAAAUGGAAGGAGCAAAUCCAAUCAUUGGCUUAUCAAAAGCUGACCCAAAGGCCGCAAGUCACGUGACUCAACAACGACGAAUGGUUGGCUUGUUUUGCGUGAAACAAGCGAAAUAAACCUGAUUUCUUCCAAUGCUUUGCUUUAAAAACCAAUCACGUGACUUGGGGGUCUUUGUUUCAUGAAUGAAACUCUGCUCUCUCUUCAUUUUACCUCUUCUCAAUGGUACGACCUAUUUUCCUAUGUGAAGGAUGAAUAUUUAAACCAAAAUUCAAGUUCGAGGAGUAGGGACUGUGUAGAAGAUAAUAUUGGAAAUUAUUGUCUAUUCAAAAAAAAAAAAAAAUAGUACGUUGAUUGUUAUUGAAAAAUAAAUGCAUAUGUUAUGCUGUGACAGAUAAAAACACACUACAAAAGAUUAAAUUGGAAAAAAAAUUAUACUCCUUGCAUGCAUAUUAUUUUACAUCCUUGUAGGCUGACAUAUAUUCCCCAAAACGAAGUUGAAUGAUGCGUAAAGUGGUAAAAAUUAAAGUGGUAAAAAUCACAAAACGCUUCGUUUCAUAUAUCUAUCAAUAUCGGUCGUAUCAAUGUCAAAAUCUUGUAUCAGUAUUUUUUUUUCCUAAGCAUAAUUGUAAAUAAGAAAAAGUUACCUUUCGUAUAUUUUCACAUAUUUCCUUUUUUCGCUUCAAACUUUUUAAAAUCAUGCCCUGCAUCUUUUUCUAACCAUUUUUCACAUAUGAUGCAUGCAUCUAAGACUAACGGUUGCAAAAAUAGAAGUAUUGAAGAUUUAUCGGGGACACGCCGCAUUAUCUCCCUCAGAGUAUGCUAUUUUGUACUGUAUGACUGUAUGAGUAGACGCUAAAACCUACUAUUAAAAUCCGUAAAUAAAAAUCCUUUUAUUUCAGUUCACUUUUCAAAGUUUGGUUAAUGGAUAUUUAUACUUAAAGCGUAUGCAAUAUAUUUGCCGGAUUUGGGAAUUUCCAGAUCAAAAAUAUUUGAAUUUAUGAGGUUCCACUGUAUAUAAAGUUUUGUAAAACUGCUGUAAACAAUCAAACUUUUCAACAAAAAACAAUGAUUUUAAAGUUAACUGUAUAUAUAUUUUUUUGAUCGUAGAUAAAACUUUCCACAUUUUUCUUCAUACAAAGCUUUUAUAAUCAAAUAAUAAGCGGGAUAUAUAUUACAAAAGAAAGUCAUGUAUGCAUUUAAAUGGCAGCAAAUGUGUGUCGUACGUCAAACUACUAUUUCUGAAGCUUUUAAAUCUAAAUUUGAUUGAUUAGACUUUAUAGUCAUAAUUCCCAAAGUCUUUUUGUUUUUGAAAUUCAAGACAUUUUUUGAAGAGAAAAUAAACAAGCAUACUUUUAGAAUAAACAAAAACCAAUCUUAUUGUAUGUUCUCUACUAACACGUAUUUUUACUUAAACAUAUAUUUCAUUCUUGUAAAUUUGAUACGUAACCUAAA
This is a messenger RNA of Uloborus diversus, 4425 nucleotides long. Its product is annotated as para-nitrobenzyl esterase-like. NCBI's taxonomy places the organism in Eukaryota, Metazoa, Arthropoda, Arachnida, Araneae, Uloboridae. The record is from RefSeq and is a predicted model, not a curated record.